Molecule: messenger RNA, 1578 nt
Organism: Phaeoacremonium minimum UCRPA7
Lineage: Eukaryota; Fungi; Ascomycota; Sordariomycetes; Togniniales; Togniniaceae
Product: putative major facilitator superfamily transporter protein
Exons: 5
Coding region: 1-1578 (525 amino acids)
Biological process (GO): transmembrane transport
Cellular component (GO): membrane
Molecular function (GO): transmembrane transporter activity
Source: RefSeq, a predicted model, not a curated record
AUGUCCAACAUCGAGCCUCUCGACCCCGAGAUCGUGACCAGCAACCCACAGGGUGAGAAGGGCGCCAAGCGAUCUUUUCAAGAGAUUGAUCUUGAGCGCAAGCACUCCGUUGCCGAUGAUAUGGGGAAGGCGGAUCAAGCCCGUUAUGAUAAGAUCGACCAUGAAGUUGCGAAGUAUGCUGCUGCCGAAGCCGUCCACGUGUCGCCUGAAGAGAGCUUGCGACUACGGAAGAUGAUCGAUAAACGCGUGCUAGUUAUCAUGAUCACGACCUAUUUCCUGCAAGCUAUUGAUAAGGGCACACUAUCAUUUGCAUCUCCAUCAGCAAAAUGGCCGUGGUUGACAACUUGCGUGUACAUUGGUAUCUUGGUCGUCGAGUAUCCUCAAAAUUAUAUCAUCGCGCGUGUACCUGUCGCCAAGUAUCUAUCUUUCAGCAUUAUCGCAUGGGGGAUCGUCCUCGGCUGUCACGCAGCCUGCAAAAAUCUCGCCGGCCUCAUUGCUGUUCGAACUCUUCUCGGAAUAUUCGAGUCGGCAUGUCAACCUGCCUUUGUUGUUCUUUCCGGCAUGUGGUACCGCCGAGAAGAACAAGCCGCUCGUGUGACAUACUGGUACAUGAUGAACGGCGCCCAGCAGAUAGUCGGUGGUCUUCUUGCGUACUGUUUCACCCUGAUCAAGACAGGUCCUUUGAAGAACUGGCAGUGGCUUUUCCUGUCAUAUGCAAUCAUAUCAGUCAUCUUCGGUGUAUUCGUGGGCUGGUGGAUGCCGGAUUCUCCAAUGCGAGCCAAGUGCUUCAGCGAAGAGGACAAGAGACUGAUGGUUGAGCGAGUCCGAGAUAAUCAGACUGGUAUUCAAAACAGAACAUUCAAGAAAGAGCAGGUCAUCGAAGCGUUCAAGGAUCCCCAGACAUGGUGCUAUGCCGGUAUUCAGCUAUGCACCACCUUCCCCACAAGUGGUCUAGGUGCUUUCGCGAAUGUGGUGAUUAAGGGCGCCUUUGGCUUCAACACUCUCCAGACUCAACUGCUCGCUAUGGUUCUCGGCUUCUACAUCAUCAUUGUCCUCCUGGGUUCGGUAUUCCUCGUCAAGAAAUUCAAUCAGAAUUUGCUCACCAUGCUUGGAUUUGUCGUUCCUUCGUUCAUUGGCACCAUUCUGAUCAUGACAAUUCCGAACAAGAACUUCAGCACUGCCGUUGGUCUACUCAUCUGUUAUUACAUCACCCUGUCAUUCUGGUCGGCACAGACAUUAGGUCUUAGUAUGAUGAGCCGUAACGUCGCAGGUCAGACAAAGAAGACUGUUGUGAUUGCCAACAACUUCAUCUGGUGGAGUGCCGGAAACGCUGCUGGAAGCCAAGUCUUCUUGGCUAGAGAGGCACCGCAUUAUCACACCGCUUUUGCUUCGCACCUUGGCUGCUACUCCCUACUGGUCAUUAUCAUCGUCUACUUCCGCUGGUAUCUCACCCGGGAGAACAAGCGCCGUGACGAAUUGGCCGCAGCUGGCGUGAGAGAGGCUGCAGACACCCGCAUGGUUCACGCUUUCGAGGAUCUGACAGACAAGGAGAACCCCAACUUCCGUUACGUGUACUAA